AUGUGCUUAGGUAAUGCUCGAAAAAGGGAUCUGAUUGCACAUAAUAUAACUCACACAGGUAAGAAGCCGUUCAAGUGCGAUAUAUGUGAUAAAAGAUUCACUCGAAGUGAUUAUUCGCUUGUACAUAGAAGGACUUCUCACAGAGGUGAGAAGCCGUUUAGCUGUUUUUAG
Messenger RNA from Loa loa (African eye worm), 171 nucleotides. RefSeq lists its product as hypothetical. Lineage: Eukaryota; Metazoa; Nematoda; Chromadorea; Rhabditida; Onchocercidae. The record is from RefSeq and is a predicted model, not a curated record. The transcript has a single exon. The coding region runs from base 1 to 171 and encodes 56 amino acids. Gene Ontology annotation, cellular component: nucleus. Gene Ontology annotation, biological process: regulation of transcription by RNA polymerase II. Gene Ontology annotation, molecular function: DNA-binding transcription factor activity, RNA polymerase II-specific; RNA polymerase II cis-regulatory region sequence-specific DNA binding.